Didymosphaeria variabile is the source of this 2076-nucleotide messenger RNA. RefSeq lists its product as uncharacterized. Bases 1 to 2076 code for a protein of 691 amino acids. The record is from RefSeq and is a predicted model, not a curated record. Lineage: Eukaryota; Fungi; Ascomycota; Dothideomycetes; Pleosporales; Didymosphaeriaceae. The transcript has a single exon.
AUGUCAUUCCUCCCAAGAACACACAACAACGAGAUCAACAAUACCGGCAAUGGCAUCCAUAAUACUCGCUACGACCAAUCCUACCUCAAGGCUCACCUCGAAUCCUAUUCCAUGAAACCUGUCUCUCCCUAUGACACCCACGAUCCCAAUGAAGCGUUCUACAACAACCCUGAACCGAAUUUACCUUGCAAUAAUCCAAAAGACCCGUUAGAAUACGUCCCGCUUAAACGACCGCGCUGGAUCCGCGUUCUCAAGCUCGAACCAGGAUUCGUCUAUAUGAAGAUCCGCGUUUCACUCCUCCACCUCAACCUCGACGAUCCGUCCCAUCUUCCCUACGAAGCUAUAAGCUACACCUGGCGCGCAUACUACUCUUUCGAAGCGCACAAGGAUGACUGGAAGGAGGACAUUAUCUGCAACGGCCGCUAUGUACGCAUAACGCGCAGCCUUUUCCACGCUCUAUCAGUGUUCAGACGGACUGAUCGCGCAAGGAUCAUCUGGGCAGACGCGCUGUGCAUCAAUCAGGAAGACGAGCAAGAGAAAGGACACCAGGUCGGGCUCAUGCAGCAGAUAUACAAGCGCGCGUUCCACGUGCUGAUCUGGGUUGGGUAUCGAUGGACGAAGGUCGUGAAGGAGAGUAUGGAUCUGGUGUGUGGGAUCGUGAACCAAGAGUAUUCGACGGAAGAAAGAAGAGGUGUUGUAGCGGAGUGGUACGAUGAGCCCAGUAUUCUGGAAAUGGAUGAUGUGGCGCCUCCAAACCCGGAUUCUCCGUCGUCUCUUUACGCAGAGGACAUUCCAGAGCAAGAGGAAAAAACAAGACUUGAUGCGCAGAAUUUGAAGCCGCUGAAAGAUCUGUUCGAGGCGCUGUAUUUCUCGCGGUUGUGGGUGUUUCAAGAAGUGGCACUGAGUCCGCUUGCGACUAUGUGCUGGAGUCAGGCGCGCGUUCGCUUUGAGUGGGUUGCCCUCGUUGCUGAUCUAAUAUCGCGGAAUCCGGAAUACCUGAGUGCUUUCUCUAUUUAUGAGGAAGCGAUUGAUGGCUUACAGAAUUGUGCCAACAUGUAUAAUGCGUGGAGGGGCAAAUACGCCGAGACCCCAUUUUUCGACCUUCUACUUAGUACGCGAGCGUUAAAAUCAGGUGUUGGAAGGGAUAAAGUUUACGGAUUGCUGGGGAUCAAGACGAGUGAUACAGAUCCAGAGAAAGAUGUUGUGUUCAUCAAGGCGGACUAUGCGAUCGAAGAGCGUGAAUUAUGGAAGAGUGUUGCGCUCAAGAUCUUAGUCGAACAGGGUGAUGUGAGGUGUCUGGCUGCUGUCAAUCACCUCAAUACUCCGACUGAUUCCCCGUCGUGGAUUCCGAACUUUGCAAACCUCUCUGAGUUAUUCCUCCCUUUUCUUCACGCAGAUGCGCACAAUCAAGUAGAAAAGGCCUGUGUAUUUCUCGACCCAUUCUGUCGUAUACCAGAUUGUCUUUCCGUGGAGGCCAAUACAAUCGAUUCGAUCGUGUCAAUCAUCAGGCCUGACUUCGAAUUUAACACGCACUGGCGCCACAUCUCAACCUGCAUGCAACUGCACCGACUGAUACGCCGUCUCGAAUCCACGUUCUCUUGGGACACGUUAGCCCUGUGCCUCACGCAAGGCUUUGACUUCUCCUUCACGAAGGCAGUGACUGAUAUCACCAGCCACAUCGCUGCUCUACGCGCCUUCUACGCCUGGGGCGAGGGACCCUGCCUCACUAAAGACGAUCUCGUCAUCCCUCCUUCAGACACAGCGACCGACGAUGCCAAGGCGGCUUAUAACUUCUUUUGUGCUUCUGCGAAAGCCGUUCAAGGGAAGUGCCUGUUCAUCACAGAAAUGAGGACACUGGGUAUUGGGCCCGGACAUCUGCGAGGAGGAUGCACUUUAGUAUCUGUGCAUGGAUCUUGUGUGCCUUUUGCAGUGAGGAGCGUGAGUGCCGAUCUCGAGAAGGAGCAUUGGAGGCUUGUCGGUCCGUGCUAUGUACCAAUGGCAGACGGCAUGUCGCUCGCGGAUCGGAACGUGGUUCCUGAAGGGAGGGGAGACACGCAUACGCUACACAUUCUUUAG